AUGCACAAUCACGACCAAAAUAGGAGCGCAACCUGCACCCUGAAGAUUCCUCCCUUAAAGAAUCCCAAGCCAGAAAAGCUUUUGGAAAUCCUUGAACUUGUCAAAAAAGCCUGGAAGGGACAAGCAAUUGUGACUGCAGAAGACCGGGCUCAAUCCCUUGAGCAACGCAUUGGUGAUUUGGAAAGAACCACCUUUUGCAACGCCCUACCCAACUCCAGAAUCAUCACUGAUGCCAAUCUUGAACAAGCCAAAAAGACCAUUUUCCAGCAAAAUGCAGCGUGA
Cylindrotheca closterium is the source of this 282-nucleotide messenger RNA. The record is from the annotation of a GenBank genome assembly. Lineage: Eukaryota; Bacillariophyta; Bacillariophyceae; Bacillariales; Bacillariaceae.